Pogonomyrmex barbatus (red harvester ant) is the source of this 2336-nucleotide messenger RNA. Its product is annotated as putative chitinase 2. Gene Ontology annotation, molecular function: chitinase activity; chitin binding. Gene Ontology annotation, biological process: chitin catabolic process; carbohydrate metabolic process. Lineage: Eukaryota; Metazoa; Arthropoda; Insecta; Hymenoptera; Formicidae. Gene Ontology annotation, cellular component: extracellular region. The record is from RefSeq and is a predicted model, not a curated record.
GAAUUAUUAAUUUGUAUGCAAACGAUUUAGUCAUUAACUUUCAUAUCUCAAAGUCACUUUAGAAAAUUAUUUCUUGCCACCUUGAGAAAUUAUUUUUCUAGAAUCUGUUAUUUAGUAAGGGGCAGAAAAGGAUUUCGUUCGUGUCAUUAAGAUCACGAUAAGAUUAAGAUUCCUGCUGAUAAGAGAAGAUGUUUUACCACCAUUUCCUCCAUUCCUUUUGAUAUGUAUCUUCAUACUGUGGGAGGACAUGCAUCUCAGAGCUGUCAUGAGCGCCAUCGCACUGCAAUGUUUUCAGAAAAUCAAAGGAAAGUCUGCGGGACGAAGAAAAGUAAAUUUCCGGCAAUGACGUACAACAAGUUCUAAAUGCAUCCUUCUUGCGGUCGUUCUCCUCGUCUCUCACUCGAGAAUGAACAGUUACGAGUGAAAGUGAUCUGGCCUGGCAAACGCACGCAUAUCUUGCUCCGAACAGUCUACAGUCUGCAACCAAACGGAUCGGUAUCAAUACUCUGUGUUAGCUACGUGUAAUUAGCGAUAUCGGGAUGAUUAAGAAACACGCAUUUUCGGCAACAGCAUGACCGCUAGCUAAAAUUCGAUGUUCUCCGAUUAUCUAAAAUAAAUAUAAUACAAAAGGAACACGAAAAAUAUCGCUAUCACUGUUAUCGCGAGUUAUAUAAAAGACAGAUUAAUCACAGUAUACGUUGACAUUAGGGAUUCGUAACGUCUGUCAAUUAUUGCUAAUUCAAGUCGCGUUAAGUAAAGUGGUGAACUAUAUAAAAUUCAAGAACACGCUAAAUUUGAGGAGGAAACGGCAUGACAAUCCGCAGUUUUACAUCGAAUGCCGAAUUUUAGCAUUUACCGUAUUCGAAGUACGGUAUUCUCCAAUUCGUAAUUGUAGAUAUUCCUUAAUUCGAAAUACCGUUGCAGAUUGUUCAGAAUAUUAAAUAUAACGCAAACAGAAAAUUUUUGCGUAUUACAAUGUCCUUGAACAACGUGGCAUUUCUACUCGCGAUUCUGCUUUUUGGAAUUUAUGAUAUUCACGGACUUUUAAGAAUAAAACAUGACAAUGUUGUUGUUUGUUAUGUCGCAUCCUGGGCAGCAUAUAGACAAGGAAAUGGAGCAUUCUCUUUAGAAAAUCUCCGUCCGGAACACUGUACACAUUUAAUUUACGCGUUUGCCGGUUUAAAUGCUUCCAAUUGGACGAUUAGAAGUCUCGAUCCUUGGGCAGAUAUGGAAAAAGAUGGAAUAGGCAAUUACAAGAAAAUGACAGCGCUUCGCCAUCGAGGCCUCAAAGUAUCACUCGGCAUCGGCGGAUGGAAUGAAGGCAGUAGAAACUAUUCGAUGAUGGCUUCAUCAUCAGAAAGUAGAAGAACUUUCAUCGCCAGCACUGUUGAAUUUCUCAAGAUGUACGGAUUUGAUGGGUUGGAUCUCGAUUGGGAGUUCCCUGGAAGUCGUGGUGGUGCGCCAUAUGAUAAACAGAAUUUUGUCAGCCUCGUAAAGGAAUUGAAGGAUGCCUUUAGAGAACAUCAGUAUUUAUUAACUGCAGCAAUAAGCGCUGACAAGUCCACUAUCAAUAUAGCAUACGAUAUUCCUGAAAUCUCUAAAUAUUUGGAUUACAUUCACGUAAUGGCAUACGAUUAUCACGGUGCAUGGAACAAACGAGUUCUUCCAAAUUCACCAUUACGAAGCAAGGAUCAAUUAAAUGUGGAAGAUACUAUUACAUAUUUAUUGCAACAAGGAGCUCCAGCCAAAAAAUUAGUCUUAGGGUUGGCGAUGUAUGGAAGAACAUUCGUUCUUACAAGUGUGCCAGAAACGUCUAAAAUAAAUCCAAUUGGUCUGCCUAGUCUGGAUAUUGGAUUCAAAGGGCCUUAUACGGGUGAAGAUGGCUUUAUGGGAUUCAACGAGAUUUGCGAGGCGUUGGUAUUAUAUCCGCAAGAAUGGAUAACUGGAUGGGAUAACGAGAGUAGUACAGCAUACGCAAUUAAAAAGGACCAAGUUGUAGUUUAUGAUGAUCAUAAAGCAAUGAUAGCCAAGGUUGAAUACGCAAAGAGGCAGAAGCUAGCGGGUGUUAUGGUAUGGAGCAUCGACACGGAUGACUUCCGUGGCAAAUGCACAUUGCUGCAUGGUGACAUGGCUUUGCUUGAUGGACAUAAUUAUCCUUUAAUGAAAUCUAUCAACACAGCCUUGGCAAACAAUACGAUACCACCCGUAGAGAAACCACAGCCAAGUUCAUCGUCCGUGCAAUUGCUCUCAAACAGUGUGUUCGCAUUAUCAAUGAUCACGAUGAUUUACCUUUCUCGUUAAUUAAAUGUACGAAUUAUCAAUAUAAAUACAAUUAA